ACUCUAAGGGGGCGUUGCGGGGGGGCGGUUCCCGGUUCGAGCUCGACCUAGUUUGAAAGUGAAUCAACGGCUGCAGUCGUUGCCUGCAUCGUUAAACAACAAUCCGUGAAUCUUUAAAAUACCCGAACCUUGUUCCAAAGUCUGCUUCAGCCCUCUGACAACCGCCGGUAUGAUGCGCAAAGACGUCAACAAGCCGAAGGGGAAAACAUCGGCGUACGCCUUCUUUGUUCAGACAUGUCGAGAGGAACACCGAAAGAAGAACCCAGAACAGUCGGUCAACUUUUCUGAGUUCUCCAAGAAAUGUUCAGAGAGAUGGAAGGCUCUAUCCCCCAGUGAUAAGAAGUGUUUCGAGGAUAUGGCAAAAGCAGACAAGGUUCGCUAUAACAGGGAGAUGCGGGACUACGUACCCCCCAAGGGAUUUGGAAAGAGGGGCCGCAAAAGGAAAGAUCCGAAUGCACCCAAAAGACCCCCGUCUGCAUUCUUUGUUUUCUGCAGUGAAUACCGUCCCAGUGUGAAGCAGCAGUUCCCUGGUCUUUCUAUAGGAGACUGUGCCAAAAAGCUGGGAGAGAUGUGGAGCAAAUUGUCCCAGUCAGAGAAGCAGCCAUAUGAAGAGAAGGCACAGAAGCUCAGAGAGAAAUAUGACCGGGACAUGGUUGCAUAUCGCGGUGGUGGCACUUAUGCGAGGAACCCCAGCUCAUCGACUCAGGGUGGAGAGGAGGAAGACGAGGAGGAGGAAGAAGAGGGAGAGGAGGAAGAGGAGGAGGAUGACGAUGAGUAGAGCGCACAGGCUACAGAGAGAAAAAGGUUGUGUGUGUGUGUGUGCGUGCGUGCAUGUGUGUGCGCGCGGAUGUAGGUGUGCAGCUCUAACAGUUUUUAACUAAAUUUCAAAAAAUGGAUUGACACUUCUAAUUGGCUUCACUGGAGACAGCUUCUCUGCUGGGUGAGCUUGUUUCCCUGCUGUGGGUAGCCAAAUGAGUGUCUUUUCAGAAGCGACUGAUUAAGUACUCUAAGAUUUUCAAGUUCAUGUCAUUAGAGACCCAACACACAGAUCAAUGCCGUUAGGCUAUGGUGUUUUAACAAUGUUUUUUAUUUUGCUUCGGGUAGGAAAACAGAAUUCCAAGUGAAUCCCAAUUUAGUGGAGGUUGGAGGUGACGAUACACUACUGCUCCUUUGAAUGGCAGUUAUGUCACUGUUGUGGCACAAUGUCAUUUCAACGUGUGGUCAUUAACAGUGCAUACCAGACAUUGGGGAUGCAUAAUAUGUUCUUACUUCGGAAUGAAACUGGAACUCAAGCAUUGUUACCUUUGAGUUUGAUUGGAAUAGGCCAUUCUUGGUCAAAUAACUGCCUGUCAUACCACACACAUGGAUUGCCAGUGAUUUCCCCCCCGGUAAUGUACGUGUAUGUGUGUGCCAUUGGUCCCUCCCCUAUCUUCUUAUGUGUUCGCCAUGAAAUCCUCCUUCCCUUCAUUUAUACUGUGUUCAUACUAUUAUAUUUUUUUCUUACUGAAUGUUCUUUUGUCUGGUUCACUAAGACAGUAGACAUUUUUUUAUAAUAAAAUGACCAACUGAGGAAAAACUCAA
Messenger RNA from Synchiropus splendidus (mandarinfish), 1581 nucleotides. RefSeq names its product high mobility group protein B3-like. The transcript is spliced from 5 exons. Gene Ontology annotation, molecular function: DNA binding, bending. Lineage: Eukaryota; Metazoa; Chordata; Actinopteri; Syngnathiformes; Callionymidae. Gene Ontology annotation, biological process: regulation of transcription by RNA polymerase II. The coding region runs from base 170 to 778 and encodes 202 amino acids. The record is from RefSeq and is a predicted model, not a curated record.